Molecule: messenger RNA, 7553 nt
Organism: Medicago truncatula (barrel medic)
Lineage: Eukaryota; Viridiplantae; Streptophyta; Magnoliopsida; Fabales; Fabaceae
Product: CCR4-NOT transcription complex subunit 1
Exons: 51
Coding region: 123-7328 (2401 amino acids)
Biological process (GO): nuclear-transcribed mRNA catabolic process, deadenylation-dependent decay; negative regulation of translation
Cellular component (GO): CCR4-NOT core complex; P-body
Molecular function (GO): molecular adaptor activity
Source: RefSeq, a predicted model, not a curated record
CUCUCUUUCUCUCUCUCUCUAGAAACCCAAAUCUUCACUGAAAUCUCUCUCGCACUUUCUCUCUCUCUCUAGCAUUCGAUUUAUGCUCUUUCUCUCGCAUCACUUCCCGAUCGCUUCCUCCGAUGACUCUCGUUUCCUCGCCAACUAUGGCAACCUUUUCAUCCACAGCUUCCAAUCAGAUUCGAUUUCUGCUCAACUCAUUGAAUCAACUCAACUUUGACUCUGUUCUUCAACAACUCUCUCAGUUCACCGAGUUUGGAACAGUUGGAUGCAUUUUGUUGCUACAAACCUGCUUGGAUCACUUUAGUUAUGUCGGAAGAGAUAUAAAAGAUAUGCAACAUGAGCCAAUUCUGGCGGCAGUCGUUAAGUACCUAUUGGACAGACCUAACUUCAGCACAGUGUUUUCUGAGUCAAUGAAGAAUGUAGAUGUUAAUGAUAGCUUUCUCAAAAGCUUUUGUAAUGGAUUACAUUUGUCCUUAUUGGAAAAAAUUGCCAUCAGUCUUGCUUUAUCAGAUUCUGACAAUCCCGAUGUCAGGCAAUGUGGCAAGCAUUUUUGCAUGGCUCAGAUUGAAGAAUUGUGUGCCAAUCCCGGUUCUUUGAGUUUCCAUGAGCAAAUUCACAGUGUUAUCAUGUUCCUCAGGCAUUCUGAGGGUCUUUCUGAGCAUGUAGAUUCCUUUAUGCAGCUAUUAUCGCUGGUGCAGGUCAAGGACACACCUCCUUUUGUUUUGACCCCGUUGCUACCUGAUGAGAUGCACGAGGCUAAUAUUUUACGGUGGAAUUCAGAGUUCCUCCAUGAGUGUGAAGAAAACGAUUUUGAUGCUAUUUUGGCAGACAUACAAAAGGAAAUGAACAUGGGGGACAUUGUGAAGGAACUAGGUUAUGGAUGCACAGUUGAUGUCUCGCAGUGCAAGGAAGUACUGUCACUCUUCUUACCUUUGACUGAUAAUAUGCUCUCUAAAUUACUUGGUGCUAUUGCACACACGCAUGCUGGGAUGGAGGAUAACCAGAGCACAUUCUUAACUUUCGGCGCGGCCCUUGGAUACAACAACCUGUCCGAGUUACCACCACUCAACUCUUGGAAUAUUGACGUGUUGAUAGAUACAGUCAAGAAUCUUGCGCCACAAACCAAUUGGGUCCGGGUUAUUGAAAAUCUUGAUCAUGAAGGAUUUUACCUUCCCAGUGAAGAAGCAUUCUCUUUUCUUAUGUCUGUUUAUAAACAUGCCUGCAAGGAACCAUUUCCCCUCCAUGCCAUCUAUGGGUCUGUCUGGAAAAAUACCGAGGGUCAGCUGUCUUUCCUCAAACAUGCCGUAUAUGCACCACCAGAAAUAUUUACCUUUGCACACUCUGCGAGGCAACUGGCUUAUGUUGAUGCGAUCAAUGGCCACAAGCUUCAGAAUGGACAUGCAAAUCAUGCAUGGCUGUGUAUUGACCUUUUGGAUGUCCUCUGCCAGCUAGCUGAGAAGGGUCAUGCCAGUGUUGUUUGGUCAAUCCUUGAUUAUCCCCUGAAACGCUGUCCAGAAAUUUUGCUUCUUGGAAUGGCACAUGUUAAUACUACUUACAACCUCUUCCAGAGAGAAGUAUCUAUGAUUGUUUUUCCCAUGAUAGUAAAAAGUGAUGCUGGCAGUGGAAUGAUUCUACACCUUUGGCACAUUAAUCCCAAUCUGGUCCUGCGAGGCUUUAUGGAUUCUCAAAACAUCGAUGUAGACAGCAUUGCGAAAAUUGUGGACAUCUGCCAAGAGCUUAAGAUUCUAUCAUCAGUGGUCGAAAUUAUUCCCUCUUAUUAUAGUGUAAGGUUAGCAGCUGUUGCUUCAAGUAAAGAAAUUCUUGACCUUGAGAAGUGGUUGAGUAACAACUUAACUACAUACAAGGAUGCCUUCUUUGAGGAGUGCCUGAAGUUCUUGAAGGAAGUCCAAGCUGGCGGAUCACAAAAUCUAUCUGGCCAAUCUUUUAAUCAGCCUGGUGGUGUUCUGAAUCUUUCUACUGAGACAACUGCUACAUUCUUGAAGGUUCUUAAAUCUCAUACUGACCUGGUUACCUCUGGACAACUUUCUGAGGAGUUGGAGAGGUUGAAUAUAUCUAUUAUAGAUUCAAAUCCAAGGCUUCAAAAUAGUGAAACUACUGAUUCAUCUACUUCUGAUACCACAUUUUCGCAAGAAGUUGAAAACGAAGCAAACGGUAUCUUCAAAGAUAUGUAUCAUGAUGUGAUUACUGUCACUAAAAUGGUGGAAAUGCUAAUUGAACGCAAGGAAUCUUCUUCGGAAAGGGAGAGAUCAAUUUUUGAGUGCAUGAUUGCAAACUUGUUUGACGAGUAUAAGUUUUACCCAAGGUAUCCAGAACAUCAACUGAAAAUUGCCGGGGUUGCCUUUGGUUCUGUGAUCAAGCAUCAUCUUGUGACACAUCUCUCUCUUGGGAUAGCUCUUCGAUAUGUUCUCGAUGCAUUGCGCAAGCCUGCAGAUUCUAAAAUGUUCAUGUUUGGAAGUUUGGCAUUGGAGCAGUUUGUUGAUCGUCUUGUUGAGUGGCCACAAUAUUGCAAUCACAUUUUGCAAAUAUCCCAUUUGCGCAGCACGCAUUCAGAAAUAGUUACUUUAAUUGAACAGGCUCUUGCUAGGAUAUCCUCUGGUCAUACAGAUGUAGAUGGGAUGAGCCAUACUUCUGUUAUCAGUAACCAUAGUUCUACAUUUGGUCAUGUAGAGAUUUCUGGCUCUGGCAUCACACAACCUGGACAGAGACGUGAAAAUCAUUUGGAUGAUCGUCAGAAGACCUCUGUUGGUUCAUCUACAGAUAUGAAGCCACCAUUAGCGUCUAUAGGGCAAUCUCCAGUAAUUACACCGACCGACGCUCCUAGUGCCAAUAAGCCGCAGCCAAUGUUAUCAUCAUCAUCUCCUGGUUUUGUCCGUCCGUCCCCAUCCCCGUCCCGUGGAUCUGCUUCUGCCAAGUUUGGAUCUGCCUUGAAUAUUGAAACUUUGGUUGCUGCUGCAGAGAAAAGAGAAACUCCUAUUGAGGCUCCAGGAUCAGAGGUCCAGGACAAGAUAUCGUUUAUAAUUAAUAAUAUCUCUUCUACUAACAUCGAAGCCAAAUCAAAGGAGCUCACAGAAAUUUUGAAAGAGCAGUACUAUCCAUGGUUUGCCCAGUAUAUGGUCAUGAAAAGAGCAAGCAUUGAGCCGAAUUUCCAUGACAUGUACCUGAAAUUUCUGGACAAAGUUAAUUCAAAGGCUUUGAACAAAGAGAUUGUUCAGGCAACAUACGAAAAUUGCAAGGUUCUUUUAGGAUCAGAACUCAUAAAAUCAAGUUCAGAAGAGCGUUCCUUGCUUAAAAAUCUUGGUAGCUGGCUUGGGAAGUUGACAAUUGGACGGAAUCAGGUUUUGAGGGCUCGUGAAAUAGAUCCCAAAUCUCUGAUUAUAGAGGCAUAUGAGAAGGGGCUGAUGAUUGCUGUUAUUCCGUUUACUUCAAAGGUCCUUGAACCAUGCCAAAGCAGUCUUGCUUAUCAACCCCCUAAUCCUUGGACCAUGGGCAUUUUAGGAUUGCUUGCUGAGAUUUGUUCAAUGCCAAACUUGAAAAUGAACCUCAAGUUUGACAUAGAGGUUUUAUACAAAAAUCUUGGUGUAGAUAUGAAGGAUGUCACACCAACUUCUCUUCUGAAGGAUCGUAAAAGAGAAAUUGAAGGAAAUCCCGAUUUCUCUAAUAAAGAUGUUGGGGCAUCUCAAUCACAAAUGAUUUCUGAUAUAAAACCUGGCCUUGUUCCUCCAGUAAAUCAGGUGGAGCUACCGCCUGAAGUCUCCAAUCCAUCUAAUAUGCUGUCUCAGUAUGCUGGUUCUCUUCAUAUUUCCACCGGAACGAUGAUGGAAGAUGAGAAAGUAGCACCUCUGGGCUUGCCUGAUCAACUACCUUCUGCUCAAGGACUGAUACAAGCAAAUACUACCCCAGCAUCUUUCCAGCUCCCAACUCAGAUACAAAGUAUUGGAACUCAUGUUAUUAUAAAUCCAAAGCUCAGUGGUUCUGGAUUACAGAUUCAUUUCCAAAGAGUGGUGCCCAUUGCGAUGGACAGAGCCAUCAAAGAUAUAGUGUCCAGUAUUGUGCAGCGCAGUGUUUCCAUAGCAACCCAAACAACAAAGGAACUUGUUUUGAAGGAUUAUGCCAUGGAAUCAGAGGAGAAACGUAUUAAAAAUGCUGCACACUUGAUGGUUGCUAGUCUGGCUGGGAGUUUGGCUCACGUCACAUGCAAAGAACCGUUACGGACAUCAAUAUCAAAUCAGCUGAGGACUGCACUUCAGAAUUUAGGUAUUGCAAAUGAAAUUUUGGAACCAGCUGUGCAACUUGUCACCAAUGAUAAUCUAGAUCUUGGAUGCGCAGUCAUUGAACAUGCCGCUACUGACAAGGCAAUAAACACCAUCGAUACAGAGAUUAGUCAACAGCUUUCGUUGAGAAAAAAGCAUCGAGAAGGUAUGGGUUCUACAUUUUUUGAUGCAAAUUUGUAUCCACAAGGUUCUAUGGGUGGUGUUCCAGAGCCCCUGCGCCCCAAACCUGGUCAGCUGUCCCUGUCACAACAGCGUGUCUAUGAGGACUUUGUUCGACUUCCUUGGCAAAACCAGUCUAGCCAGAGCUCACAUUCAAUGUCUGCUGGCGCUGCUGUUCAAUCUGCCACUAGUGGUCUCACUGGCACAAAUGGUCCUGCACCGGGACAGAUAAACCCUGGUUACUCCCUAAACACAGGAUAUGAGGGUGUCUCUCGACCGCUAGAUGAUAUGCCAGAAUCUAAUUAUGCUCAACAUUUUAGUGCUUCGCCAAUUCACAUUAGAGCAGCUGACAAUGUUUCCCAGCAGAGUUUGGAGAAAGACUCUGUUGCCUCAUUUCCUUCAACUGCUUCCACCCCUGAGUUACACACGAUGGAUUCUUCAGAUGCUGGGAAAGAAUCCGGAGCUUCUUCACAACCACUGAUAUCAUCCGGUGCUGUUGAGCGCAUUGGAAGUAGCUUCUUGGAACCCUCUCUCACUACAAGGGAUGCUCUGGAUAAAUACCAAAUUGUCGCACAAAAGUUGGAAGCUUUGGUCAACAAUGAUUCGAGGGAAGCAGAUAUUCAGGGUGUCAUUUCUGAGGUACCUGAGAUCAUACUCAGAUGUGUUAGUCGAGAUGAGGCAGCUUUAGCUGUGGCUCAAAAGGUUUUCAAGGGCUUAUACGACAAUGCUUCAAACAACGUUCAUGUUUGUGCUUAUCUUGCAAUCCUGACUGCCAUUCGCGAUGUUUGCAAGCUUGCUGUCAAGGAGCUUACUAGUUGGGUAAUUUACUCGGAAGAAGAAAGGAAAUAUAAUAAAGAUAUUACUGUUGGUCUCAUUGGCAGUGAACUGCUAAAUCUAACCGAGUACAAUGUUCAUUUGGCAAAACUUAUUGAUGGGGGAAGAAAUAAGGCUGCUACAGAGUUUUCAAUAUCUCUUCUUCAAACUUUGGUCAUCGAGGAACCGAAAGUUAUUUCUGAACUUCACAAUCUUAUUGAUGCUUUGGCAAAGCUUGCCACAAAGCCUGGAUAUCCCGAAUCGUUACAACAACUUCUUGAGAUGAUCAAGAACCCUGCUGCUCUAUCUGCUAGUAAUGUUGGAAAGGAGGAUAAGGUGAGGCAAUCAAGAGACAAUAAGGGUCCUGGUCUGCAAGUUGCAAACAGGGAAGCAUUGAACAUUGUAGAUUCUGUUGAACCUGAUCCUGCUGGAUUCCGUGAACAGGUUUCCAUGUUGUUUGCUGAAUGGUAUAGGAUAUGUGAACUUCCCGGUGCCAAUGAUACAGCUUCUACCCACUUCAUCGUGCAGUUGCACCAGAGUGGGCUGCUUAAGGGAGAUGAUAUGCCAGAUCGCUUUUUCCGCCUGUUGAUGGAAAUUGCAGUUGCACAUUGCUUAUCCACUGAGGGGAUUAAUUCAGGGGCACUGCAAUCUCCUCAACAGAUGCCGACAAUGUCAUUUCUCGCAAUUGAUAUUUAUGCAAAGCUUGUCUUCUCGAUUUUGAAGGGAUCAAGCAAACUUCUCUCCAAGAUUCUGGCAGUUACCGUCAGAUUCAUUGUAAAAGAUGCAGAGGAGAAGAAGGUUUCUUUUAAUCCAAGACCAUUUUUCAGAUUGUUCAUCAAUUGGCUUCUGGAUCUCGGCUCACUUGAGCCUGUUACUGAUGGUGCAAAUCUGCAGAUUUUGACUGCUUUUGCCAAUGCAUUUCAUGCUCUACAGCCACUCAAAGUUCCUGGAUUCAGUUUUGCCUGGCUGGAGUUGGUUAGUCAUAGGAGCUUCAUGCCAAAAAUGCUGACUGGUAAUGGUCAAAAAGGCUGGCCUUAUAUCCAAAGGUUACUUGUAGAUUUGUUCCAAUUUAUGGAGCCUUUUCUGAGGCAUGCCGAACUAGGAGAUCCGGUCCGUGUUCUCUAUAAAGGCACACUUAGGGUGCUCUUGGUGCUUCUUCAUGACUUUCCAGAGUUCCUAUGUGACUAUCACUUUACCUUUUGUGAUGUUAUUCCUCCAAGUUGCAUUCAGAUGCGAAAUAUCAUCCUAAGUGCAUUUCCGCGUAGUAUGAGGCUGCCAGAUCCUUCAACUCCAAAUUUGAAGAUUGAUUUGCUUCAAGAAAUAACUCAAUCCCCUCGUAUUCUUUCUGAGGUUGACGCUGUAUUGAGAGCAAAGCAGAUGAAGGCUGACAUAGAUGAAUACCUUAAGACAAGGCAACAGAGUUCACCAUUUUUAUCUGAAUUAAAAGAGAAGCUACUCCUCUCACCCAAUGAAGCUGCCUCUGCCGGCACUCGUUACAAUGUGCCAUUAAUCAACUCCCUUGUACUGUAUGUCGGGAUGCAGAAUGUUUGGGCUAUUAAUGUACAGGCAAUCCAGCAGCUCGAGGGACGAACUCCCCAUGCACAAUCAGCAACAAAUGCAUUCCAACAGCAUCUAUAUUCUCCUACAAAUACAGAUGUUAUCGCUGCUUUGGAUAUUUUCCAGACACUAAUCAAUGACUUGGACACUGAAGGACGCUACCUUUUCCUAAAUGCUGUUGCUAACCAACUACGUUAUCCCAAUACUCACACACACUACUUCUCCUUUGUCAUCCUUUACCUGUUUACAGAAUCAAACCAGGAAAUAAUUCAAGAACAAAUUACAAGAGUCUUGCUAGAACGCCUCAUUGUAAACCGACCUCAUCCAUGGGGCCUCCUCAUUACUUUCAUUGAGCUGAUCAAGAACCUAAGGUAUAAUUUCUGGAACCGAUCUUUCAUAAGAUGCGCACCAGAGAUCGAAAAGCUUUUUGAAUCAGUCUCGAGAUCUUGUGGAGGUCCAAAACCUGUGGAUGAGAGUAUGGUCUCGGGUUGGGGUCUGACAUAACUAUAUACUAAGUUGGUUUUUCUUUGUAAUUUUGUUUAGGCUAGCUAUCUCAUAACAAACCAUGCUAGACUGGCAUAUUUAUGUACUGUUGAUCGAUCGUUCCAACAUAUGCUUUUUUUUUUUCUCAUUGUAAAUGAUAUAAUUUUGUGAAGUGCUCUUUUUAUCUUUUAACUAUUUACAAGCUUCUCCAGACCAUACUGGUCCAUGCAAAGGGUUUGUUAACUA